GUCAACGUAUUCGGUGGGGAAGUAAAAACUGCAGGCACCGGAGAAAAGAGGGCUGGUUCCGUACGGACCGCCGUCACUCCAUCCUACGUGCGAACUCCCUCCCUUCGUCCCGCCGCCUCCUCGCGAUGAGAAAGACUUCGGUUUCCGCUCUCCUCCUCCGCUUCGCACUCUUUCUCUUCGCCGGACUAGUCUUUUUUCUUUUUAUUGAUGUAUGUUUGGAGUGUAGACUCCUUCUGUCUGCUGCUGGUUCAAUUGGCCCUCCAAGACAUGCGGCUAAGGAAAAGGAGAAAACACUGGCCAUGAUAAAACCAGAUGGUUUGUCUGGUAAUUACACGGAAAAGAUAAAGAAAGUGAUUCUGGAAUCUGGAUUUGAUAUCAUCUGGGAGAUGAUCGUUCAGCUUGAUGCAGAAAAUGUUACACUAUUUUAUGCUGAACAUUCAAAGAAAAGCUUCUUUCCAGGCCUUAUUGAGUAUAUGACAAGUGGCCCAGUGUUGAUUAUGGUUCUUGAAAAGCCUAAUGCCAUCUCUGAUUGGCGUGCUUUGAUUGGACCAACUGAUUCAAGGAAGGCUAAAGUUUCUCAUCCUAACAGCAUCAGAGCCAUGUGUGGGCUGGAUUCUGCAAGGAACUGUGUUCAUGGUUCAGAUUCUCCACCAUCUGCCGCACGAGAAAUUUCAUUUUUCUUUGGAGACAUUUUACCAGGUUUUGUGAAGCACGAUGAGCUUUAGAAGAUGCCUGCUUUCCUUCAUCCUGUAGGUGUUGUGAAGCAUGACUUUAGAAGAUUUUUUGUCAGGCAUUAAGCUUGGUUUAGCCUAUAGAUGGAUGGCAGAUGGGCAGCCAUCUUUCUGAUAAUUAAUAGUGGAGAGUCAGUUGCCUGGUGCCUACACCAUGUUUGGCUGGUUGGGUUGGUCAGCUUUUUUGUACCACCUAUGGCUCAAUGUUGUACCUGUUAAUGUAAUACUUGGAUCCUACAUUUGCCUUGCAAAGGCAUGUAAGAGGAAAUAAUUGUUUACCAAACCAUCACCAAUUGACACAAGGUUGACUACUGUAAUAAGCAGGAUCCAUCAGUGCAGGCAUAUUUCAUCUUCGCUAUAGCAAAGGUGAGCGCGCUUGUGGCAUCGUGUGGCCGGUGGGAGAUGAUCUUAUGAUUGUCGGUACUCUUGUUCUGUCUAAUAAGAUCAAGUUGAAGAUAUGCGAAAAGAGGAGUUGAUCUCUCCUGUUAUGACUCUACUUCUGAGCCAGGACUCUCCAACUAACUGUAUUUUAAGCAGAUGGUAGCCUCUACAAUUGCUCAAAGUAAUGGGCAAACCCUUUUCUGUUCAGUCCUUGGGCACUAUGAGGUAGAGAAUCAUGAACCAACAAAAGCGGAAACACAUAUUCUGUUGUAUAGAUAAUAAAAUUAUUUCAAUUUGAUGAGAUUAUAGCCAUAUUCUUUUCA
Messenger RNA from Phoenix dactylifera (date palm), 1435 nucleotides. RefSeq names its product Nucleoside diphosphate kinase family protein. Gene Ontology annotation, biological process: CTP biosynthetic process; GTP biosynthetic process; UTP biosynthetic process. Lineage: Eukaryota; Viridiplantae; Streptophyta; Magnoliopsida; Arecales; Arecaceae. Gene Ontology annotation, molecular function: nucleoside diphosphate kinase activity. The record is from RefSeq and is a predicted model, not a curated record.